AUGCGCGCAGCCGGGACCUCCACGAGCCUUUCCUGUGCGCUGGCUGUAGCCAACUUGCAGCUUAUGCUUCCACCACUGUCUGGACUUCUGCUGCUGCUGCUGCCACUCCUGUCACCGGUAAGCCAAGCCCUGGCCCAGCCCGCGACCCCUGGCCGGGCAUUUCUGUCCUCAGGUCUCGCAGGGACUGUGGGGAUCCCCGCCAAAGAAGCCAUAGUGCUGGCGAACCGCGGGCUCCGGGUGCCCUUCGGUCGGGAGGUCUGGCUGGACCCUCUGCACGACCUGGUGCUGCAGGUGCAGCCAGGGGACCGCUGUGUGUUGACCGUGCUGGACAAUGACGCGCUGGCCCAGCGGCCCGGUCGCCUGAGUCCCAAACGCUUCCCUUGCGACUUUGGCCCUGGCGAGGUGCGCUACUCUCACCUGGGAGCGCGCAGCCCAUCGCGGGAUCGAGUCCGGCUGCAGCUGCGCUAUGACUCGCCGGGAGGGGCGGUGGUGCUGCCGCUCGUGCUGGAGGUGGAGGUGGUUUUCACCCAGCUGGAGGUCGUGACUCGGAACUUACCCCUCGUAGUGGAGGAGCUGCUGGGGACCAGUAAUGCCCUGGACGCACGGAGCCUGGAGUUUGCCUACCAGCCUGAAACGGAGGAGUGCCGCGUGGGCAUCCUGUCCGGCUUGAGCGCGCUGCCUCGCUAUGGUGAACUUCUCCACUACCCGCAGGUCCCGGGCGGAGGCAGGGAUGGGGGCGCCCUGGAGCCUCUCCUGAUGGACUGCAAAGCUUUCCAGGAGCUGGGCGUGCGCUACCGCCACACAGCCCCCAGUCGCUCCCCGAACAGAGACUGGGUGCCCAUGGUGGUGGAGCUGCGCGCCCGGGGAACUCCGGUGGAGAGCCCCGCUUUGAAGCGCGAGCACUUCCAGGUGCUGGUGAGGAUCCGCGGAGGGACGGAGAACACUGCCCCCAAGCCCAGUUUUGUAGCCAUGAUGAUGAUGGAGGUGGACCAGUUUGUACUGACCGCCCUGACCCUGGACAUGCUGGCAGCUGAGGACGCUGAGUCCGCCCCUGACCUGCUGGUCUUCAACCUCACCUCUCCAUUCCAGCCUGGCCAGGGCUACCUGGUGAGCACUGAUGACCGCAGUCUGCCUCUGUCCUCCUUCACACAGAGAGACCUGCGCCUCCUGAAAAUCGCCUACCAGCCCCCUUCUGAGGACUCGGACCAGGAGCGUCUCUUUGAAUUAGAGCUGGAGGUAGUGGACCCCGAAGGGGCAGCCUCUGACCCCUUUGCCUUCAUGGUGGUGGUGAAGCCCAUGAACACCCUGGCUCCGGUGGUGACCCGGAACACAGGGCUCAUUCUUUACGAGGGUCAGUCCCAGCCCCUCACAGGCCCUCCGGACGUUGGACCGCAGAACUUGGUCAUCAGCGAUGAGGACGACCUAGAGGCAGUGAGGCUGGAGGUGAUUGCUGGACUCCGGCAUGGUCACCUCGUCCUUUUGGGCACCCCCUCUGGUCACUCGGCCCCCAAGACCUUUUCUGUGGCCCAGCUGGCAGCUGGUCAGGUGCUCUACCAGCAUGAUGACAGAGAUGACUCCCUGAGUGACAACCUGGUGUUUCGCAUGGUGGACGGGGGAGGCAGGCACCAGGUGCAGUUCCUGUUCCCUGUCACCUUAGUGCCGGUUGACGACCAGCCCCCGGUCCUCAACGCCAACACAGGCCUGACGCUGGCAGAGGGUGAAACAGUGCCCAUCCCACCCCUCACUCUGAGUGCAACAGACAUGGACUCUGAUGACUCCCUUCUGCUUUUUGUGCUGGAGCCCCCCUACUCAGCUGUGGGUCACUUGCUUCUCCGCCAGACCCAUCCUCCCUUCGAGGAGGACCUCCUCCGGGGGCCUUGGAGGAAGCAAGGGUCGUUCUAUGAGCGCACGGUGACAGAGUGGCAGCAGCAGGACAUCGUGGAGGGGAGGCUGUUCUACAGACACUCGGGCCCCCACAGUCCCGGGCCAGUCACGGAUCAGCUCAUGUUCAGGGUCCAGGAUAACCAUGACCCCCCUAAUCAGUCAGGCCUUCAGAGGCUGGUGAUACGAAUCCAUCCAGUGGACCGUCUUCCCCCUGAGCUGGGCAGUGGCUGUCCCCUUCGGAUGGUGGUACAGGAAUACCAACUCACACCCCUUAAGAAGAAGUGGCUGCGAUACACCGACCUGGACACAGAUGACCGGGAAUUGCAUUAUACUGUGACCCAGCCCCCCAUGGACACAGAUGAAAACCACUCACCCGCCCCUCUGGGUACCUUAGUCCUGGCUGACAACCCCUCAGUCACGGUAACCCAUUUUACCCAAGCCCAGAUCAACCACCAUAAAAUUGCUUACAGGCCCCCCGAUGAGGAGCUGGGAGUGGCUGCCCGCGUGGCCCAGUUCCUGUUCCAGGUGGAGGAUCAAGCUGGAAAUGUGGCCACAGGAACCUUCACCGUUUACCUGCAGCCCGUGGAUGACCAGCCACCUGAGAUACUCAACACAGGCUUCACUGUUCAGGCAAAAGGCCACCACGUCCUGAGUGAGACCGAGCUGCAUGCCACUGAUGUGGACACUGAUACAGCCCACAUCUCCUUCACGCUCACGCAGCCUCCCAAGCAUGGCCACGUGCUCGUGUCCAGACAGAGGCUGCAGGUGGGUGGCAUCUUCCACCUUGCAGACAUUAAGCAGGGUCAGGUGUCCUACGCCCAUGCUGGGGGUGAGUCCCUGACUGAUAGCUACUCCUUGGAAGUCAGUGACAGACACCACGUGGUACCCAUCACUCUCAAAGUGAGCAUCCGACCAGUAGACCAUGAGGUGCCCCUGACAAGCCUUCAUGCUGGCACGCUGAGGUCCUACCUAGAUGUUCUGGAAAAUGGAGCUGCUGAGAUUACUGCCCACGUGAUCAAGGGGACCCAUGAGGACACUGAUGAUCUGAUGUUGACUUUCCUCUUGGAGGACCCACCCGUGCAUGGGGAAAUCCUCAUCAAUGGAGCCCCCGCAGAGCAGUUUACCCAAAGAGACGUCUUAGAAGGGUCUGUUGUCUAUGCUCACACUAGUGGUGAGAUUGGCUUAUUGCCCCGAGAGGACUCUUUCAACCUGAGUCUGUCAGCUAUGUCUCAAGAAUGGCGAGUAGGUGGCAGGACUGUCCGAGGAGUUACCGUGUGGGUGACCAUCCUCCCUGUUGAUAACCAGUCUCCAGAAAUUUCUGUGGGUGAAAGGUUUACCGUCAUGGAAGGUGAGAAAGGUCUCAUAACCUCGACACACAUCGAUGCCGAAGACAUCGAUUCCCUCAACGAUGACAUCUUGUGCACACUCAUGACCCAGCCUGCCUCAGGUUACCUUGAGAACAUUUCUCCAGCACCAGGCUCAGAGAAAUCAAGAGCGGGUAUUGCCAUCAGCGCCUUCCACCUGAAAGACCUCAGGCAGGAUCACAUUAACUACGUGCAGAGCGUCCACAGAGGGGUGGAGCCGGUAGAAGACAGAUUUAUAUUUCGGUGCUCUGAUGGCAUUAAUUUCUCUGACAGAUAUUUUUUCCCCAUCGUUAUCAUUCCCACCAACGAUGAACAGCCCGAACUCUUCAUGAGAGAAUUUAUGGUGAUGGAAGGCAUGAGUCUGGUCAUCGACACCCCCAUCCUCAAUGCUGCUGAUGCUGAUAUCCCCCCAGAUGUCUUAACUUUCACCAUUACCCAGUUUCCCACCCACGGCCACAUCAUGAACCAGUUGAUCAACGGGACAGUUUUGCUCGAGAGUUUCACCCUGGACCAGAUCGUGGAGAGUUCUAGCAUCAUAUAUGAGCACGAUGACUCCGAGACACAGGAGGACAGUUUUGAGAUUAAGCUCACAGAUGGCAAGCAUUCAGUGCAAAAGACAGUUCUCAUCCUGGUUAUCCCAGUUGACGAUGAGACCCCCAGGAUGGCCAUUAACAAUGGGCUAGAAAUAGAAAUUGGGCAAACCAAAAUUAUCAGCAACAAGGUAUUAAUGGCCACCGAUCUGGAUUCUGAAGACAAAGCCUUAGUUUAUGUUAUUCGUUAUGGUCCUGGGCACGGCUUCUUACAGAAACGAAAACCGUCAGGUGCCUUUGAAAAUAUAACUUUGGGGAUGAACUUCACCCAGGAUGAAGUGGACAGAAACCUCAUUCAGUACGUCCAUUCUGGGCAGGAGGGCAUCCGGGACCUGAUUAAGUUUGAUGUAACCGAUGGGACCAACGCCCUAAUAGAUCGCUACUUUUACGUGUCCGUGGGCAGUGUUGACGUGGUCUUCCCUGAUGUGGUGAGUAAGGGCGUGUCUCUGAGAGAAGGGGGGAAGGUGACCCUCACCACAGACCUGCUAAGCACCAGUGACUUGAACAGUCCGGAUGAGAGCCUGGUUUUUACCAUCACCAGAGCUCCUGUGAGAGGCCACUUGGAGUGCACAGACCAGCCUGGCGUGUCCAUCUCGUCCUUCACGCAGCUCCAACUGGCUGGCAACAAGAUCUACUAUAUCCACACAGCUGAGGAUGAGGUCAAGAUGGACAGUUUUGAGUUCCAGGUCACUGACGGCCGGAACCCCGUCUUUCGGACCUUCCGGAUCUCCAUCAGCGACGUGGACAACAAGAAGCCGGUAGUGACCAUCCACAGCUUGGUCAUCAGCGAGGGUGAGAACAAGCUGAUCACACCCUUCGAACUCACUGUGGAAGACCGAGACACUCCCGACAAGCUCCUGAAGUUCACGGUUACCCAGGGGCCUGUGCAUGGCCACCUCCUCUUCAACACCACCAGGCCUGUCAUGGUCUUCACCAAACAGGACUUGACCGAGAACUUGAUCAGCUACAAACAUGAUGGCUCCGAGUCCAGCGAGGACAGCUUCUCCUUCACCGUGACCGAUGGCACCCACACCGACUUCUACGUGUUUCCUGACACGGUAUUCGAGACCAGGAGACCCCAAGUGAUGAGGGUCCAGGUCUUGGCUGUUGACAAUAGGGUACCCCAAAUGGUGGUCAAUAAAGGUGCUUCCACUCUUCGUACCUUGGCCACUGGUCAUCUAGGGUUCAUGAUCACAAACAAGAUCUUGAAAGUGGAGGACAGAGACAGCUUGCAUGUGUCGCUCAGGUUUAUUGUCACGAAGACCCCUCAGCAUGGCUACCUCUUCAACCUGGGCAGAGGCAACCACAGUGUCACCCGGUUCACACAAGCUGACAUUGAUGACAUGAAAAUAUGCUACGUCUUACGGGAAGGGGCGAAUGCCACAAGUGAUGUGUUCCAGUUUACAGUUGAAGACGGUGGAGGAAACAAACUGACCAAUCAGCAUUUUCAUUUGAGUUGGGCGUGGAUCUCCUUUGAGAAGGAGUAUUACCUGGUCAACGAGGACUCACCGUUCCUGGAUGUUGUUCUUAAACGCAGGGGUUACUUGGGAGAAACUUCGUUUAUAAGUAUUGGCACGAGAGACGGCACUGCGCAAAGAGACAAAGACUUCAGGGGCAAAGCUCAGAGGCAAGUGCAGUUCAACCCAGGCCAGACGCGGGCCACGUGGAGGGUGCGCCUGGUGAGCGACGGCCAGUACGAGAGGUCCGAGAGCUUCCAGGUGGUCCUGUCCGAGCCCGUGCUGGCGGCCCUCGAGUUCCCGGCCGAGACCACGGUGGAGAUCGUGGACCCCGGAGACGAGUCGACGGUCUUUAUCCCCCAGUCUGAAUACUCCAUCGAAGAAGAUGUUGGAGAACUCCUCAUUCCCAUCAGGAGGAGCGGAGACGUGAGCCAGGAGCUGAUGGUCGUCUGUUCUACACAACAAGGGACGGCCACUGGAACUGUCCCGACGUCGGUACUGUCCUAUUCUGAUUACAUAUCCCGGCCUGAGGACCACACCAGCAUCAUCCGAUUUGACAAGGGCGAGCAGGAGAAGGCAUGUCGGAUCGUUAUCAUCGAUGACUCCUUGUACGAAGAGGAGGAGGCUUUCCAGGUCCUCCUGACUUCACCCAUGGGGGGCAGGAUUGGGUCAGAGUUUCCCAGUGCCCGAGUUAUCAUUGUUCCCGAUAAAGAUGACGAACCAGCCUUCUACUUCGGCGACGUGGCGUACUCCGUGGACGAAGGUGCCGGCUCCGUGGAGGUGCGUGUGUGGAGGGCGGGCACCGACCUGUCUCCGCUGUCCAGUGUCACAGUGCGGUCUCGGAAGACAGACCCACCCUCAGCAGAAGCUGGAUCAGACUAUGUAGGAAUCAGUCAUAAUUUGGACUUUGCACCAGGAGUCAACAUGCAGACCGUUCGUGUGAUCAUUCUGGAUGACUUGGGACAGCCAGUGCUGGAGGGGGUCGAGAAAUUCGAACUGGUGCUGAGGAUGCCUAUGAACGCUGCCCUCGGGGAGCCUAGCAGAGUCACCGUGUCCAUCCAUGACUCUGUCUCCGACUUGCCCAGGAUGCAGUUCAAGGAGCGAGUCUAUACUGGCAGUGAAAAUGAUGGGCGAAUUGUCGCUCUGAUCCACAGGACAGGUGAUGUCCAGUUCCAGUCCUCCGUGAGGUGCUACACGCGCCAGGGGUCAGCCCAAGUCAUGAUGGACUUUGAGGAGCGCCCCAACACUGACUCCUCCGUCAUCACCUUCCAACCUGGUGAGACCGAAAAGCCUUGUGUCCUUGAGCUGAUGGACGAUGCCUUCUACGAGGAGGCCGAGGAGCUCCGCCUGGUCCUUGGCACCCCACGAAGCAACUCUCCCUUCGGAGCUGCGAUUGGGGAACAGAAUGAAACUCUGAUUAGGAUUCAAGACGAUGCUGACAAAACUGUUAUUAAAUUUGGAGAAACCAAAUUUAGUGUCCGUGAGCCCCAGGAACCAGGACAAUCCGUGGUUAUAAAAAUUCCAGUGGUUCGCCAAGGAGACACCUCGAAGGUCUCCGUCGUGAGAGUCCACACCAAGGACGGCUCAGCUACCUCUGGAGAAGACUAUCACCCUGUGUCGGAAGAAAUUGUGUUUAGAGAAGGAGAUACCCAGCAUAUGGUUGAAAUUGAAAUAAUCGCUGAUGGAGUGAGAGAGAUGAGAGAAGCCUUCACCGUUCACCUAAAACCUGAUGAAAAUAUGAUAGCUGAGACACAGGUAACCAAAGCCAUCGUGUACAUAGAGGAGAUGAACAGCAUGGCGGACGUCACCUUUCCUUCUGUCCCACAAAUCGUGUCCUUACUUCUGUAUGAUGACACCUCCAGAUCUAAAGACAGUGCUGGCCCCACAUCCGGCUACCCUGUGGUCUGCGUCUCAGCUUGCAACCCCAAAUAUUCCGACUACGACAAGACAAGUUCUAUCUGUGUGAGUGAGAACAUCAACGACACGCUGACCCAGUACCGGUGGCUGACCAGCGCCCCCACGGGCCCUGAUGGUGUGACCAGCCCCAUGAGAGAAGUGGACUUCGACACCUUUGUGACAUCAUCCAAAAUGAUCACCUUGGACUCGAUCUACUUCCAGCCUGGCUCCAGGGUGCAGUGCGCGGCUCGGGCCGUGAAUGCCAACGGGGACGCGGGCCUGGAGCUCAUGAGUCCCGUUGUCACCAUUGGCACAGAGGAUGGUCUGUGCCAGCCCCGCGUGCCAGGGACAGUGGGGGCAGAGCCGUUCUCCGCUAAGCUGCGUUACACGGGCCCUGAGGACCUGCACUACACGAACCUCAUCAAGCUCACCGUCACGAUGCCGCACAUAGAUGGCAUGCUGCCGGUCAUCUCCACUCGGGAGCUCUCCAACUUCGAGCUGACCCUCAGUCCAGAUGGCACAAGAGUUGGGAACCACAAGUGUUCCAACCUCCUGGAUUAUACGGAAGUGAAGACUCGCCAUGGCUUCUUGACUGAUGCCACAAGGAAUCCAGAAGUCCUGGGAGAGACGUAUCCUUAUCAGUACAGCCCAACUCUCCGUGGUUCCAGCACCCUCCGCUUCUACCGAAACCUGAACCUCGAGGCCUGUUUGUGGGAGUUUGUCAGCUACUAUGACAUGUCUGAACUCCUCACUGACUGUGGAGGGACCAUCGGAACGGACGGGCAGGUGCUGAAUCUCGUGCAGUCCUAUGUGACCCUCCGGGUUCCGCUGUACGUCUCCUACGUGUUCCAUUCUCCUGUGGGCAUUGGCGGCUGGCAGCAUUUUGAUCUGAAGUCAGAGCUCCGUUUGACAUUUGUGUAUGACACUGCCAUCUUGUGGAAUGAUGGGAUCGGCAGCCCACCAGAAGCUGAGCUCCAAGGUUCUCUCUACCCAACCAGCAUGCGCCUCAGUGAGGAGGGGCGCUUGGUGGUGAACUUCAAGACAGAGGCUCAAUUCCAUGGCUUGUUUGUGCUGUCACAUCCAGCGUCCUUCACGAGCUCCAUGAUCGUGUCAGCGGACCACCCAGGCCUCACGUUCUCCCUCCGCCUGGUGCGCAGCGAGCCCACCUACAACCAGCCGGUGCAGCAGUGGAGCUUUGUGUCUGACUUCGCGGUCCGGGACUACUCAGGGACCUACACUGUGAAGCUCCUGCCCUGCACCACUCCCCCACACCAGGAGUAUCGUCUGCCGGUCACCUGCAACCCCAGGGAGCCCAUUACCUUUGACCUGGACAUCCGAUUCCAGCAGGUGAGUGACCCAGUGGCAGCUGAAUUCAGCUUGAACACCGAAAUGUACCUGCUGUCCAAGAAGAGUCUCUGGUUGUCUGAUGGAUCCAUGGGGUUUGGGCAAGAAAGUGAUAUUGCUUUUGCAGAAGGUGAUACCAUUUACGGCCGUGUGAUGGUAGAUCCCGUGCAGAAUCUAGGGGAGUCUUUCUACUGCAGCAUUGAGAAAGUGUUCCUGUGCACUGGAGCCGAUGGCUACGUCCCCAAGUACAGUCCCGCUAAUGCAGAAUACGGCUGCCUCGCUGAUUCACCUUCGCUGUUAUAUAGAUUUAAAAUCGUGGACAAAGCUCAGCCGGAGACGCAGGCCACCAGCUUUGGAAAUGUCUUAUUUAAUGCCAAACUGGCCGUGGAUGACCCUGAAGCUACACUCUUAGUCAAUCAGCCUGGAUCAGAUGGAUUUAAAGUGGACUCAACACCUCUCUUCCAGGUCUCCCUUGGCCGAGAAUGGUAUGUCCACGCCAUCUACACGGUCAGAUCCAAAGACAACACCAAUCGAGGUAUCGGUAAGAGAAGUGUGGAGUACCAGUACCAUUCUCUGGCCAGUCCAGGGAUGGCCCAGGCCCCAAGCAAGACCCAGAGGAAGCGAGGGACCAGGAGCGUGCCUCCAGUGACGUGGGAAAUCGGGGCUGAAAAUAACCGAGGAACCAACAUCCAGCACCUUGCCCUGGACCGCAGUGACAAGAAGCAGACCCCUCUGGGGAAAGACCCUCCUGAUGGCAUCCUCCCCCGAGAGUUCAACCACCCGGGCGCUGACAUCAGCCUGGUCACUGUCGCUGGGGCCGUGGCAGUCGGGCUGCUUACCGUCUGUGUCGCAGUCGUUGCAGUGAUGAUGUGCAGGAGCAGAGAGAAGGCCAGGAGGAAGGACGCCCCUCAUAGCUCCGGCAGCAGCGAGCCCGUGAUGCCUGCACACAGCCUCAGCAGCGACAGCUCCGAGGUCUGA
Elephantulus edwardii (Cape elephant shrew) is the source of this 9513-nucleotide messenger RNA. It is a transcript of the gene FREM2, whose product is annotated as FRAS1 related extracellular matrix protein 2. The transcript has 24 exons. NCBI's taxonomy places the organism in Eukaryota, Metazoa, Chordata, Mammalia, Macroscelidea, Macroscelididae. The record is from RefSeq and is a predicted model, not a curated record. Gene Ontology annotation, cellular component: membrane. Gene Ontology annotation, biological process: cell communication. Bases 1 to 9513 code for a protein of 3170 amino acids.